Molecule: messenger RNA, 710 nt
Organism: Rubroshorea leprosula
Lineage: Eukaryota; Viridiplantae; Streptophyta; Magnoliopsida; Malvales; Dipterocarpaceae
Source: the annotation of a GenBank genome assembly
AUGGAACUUGUAAUGGCCUUUGGCUCUCUGGGAAUUCUUUCUUAAAAAUUGGAUCAUCCACUUUGUUUGCUGGUGUGAUGAAUGCUGCCAGAUUGCAAAGAAAGUUGAAGUCUUAAGAGCCAAAGUCAUUCCUUUUCCCUGAGCCUGGAAAAGUGGUUAUGGUUUUAAACGUGGACCAUGCAUGGAAACAUGCUUGCUUCUUCUUGCUUGACUUUGACUACAUGAAGAUCUGCCUCAGUAACUUAAAGGCAGUACUUGGUUUGGUGGUAACAGUUAUUGCUACCAGAUUGCAAGAACAUUCAACUUGGUACCCUGGAGCCCAAGCAAGAGGUGCUUCUUCAGAAUUCAAGGACUUGAUGUUUUCUUGUGAAGUGAAAUUCCAAGCUGGAGGUCAUGAAGUUAGGUGCAUAGAGAGGGAAAGACAAGUACUUCUUGCAUUUAAGCAAGGUUUGGUUGAUGACUAUGGUGUGCUUUCCUCCUGGAGAAGUGAAGAAGAGAAAAGGGAUUGUUGCAAAUAGAGAGGAGUUCAGUGUAGCAAAGCAACUGGGCGUGUAAUUGAGGUUAUUCUUCAGGAUUGCUCCUUAAGAGGUAAGCUAUGUCCUUUCCUGUUUGAGUUGCAGAGUUUUAACUUAUUUGUACCUUUGUUGAAUUGGCUUUACAUUAUAUUCUCUUAUCAAUUCACUCUACCCAACUAAAAAAUAUCUUGAUCC